This is a messenger RNA of Beauveria bassiana ARSEF 2860, 3816 nucleotides long. Its product is annotated as pre-rRNA processing protein Rrp12. The transcript has 2 exons. Lineage: Eukaryota; Fungi; Ascomycota; Sordariomycetes; Hypocreales; Cordycipitaceae. The record is from RefSeq and is a predicted model, not a curated record. Bases 1 to 3816 code for a protein of 1271 amino acids.
AUGGCGACGCCAUCUUUGGCUGAAAAGCUUGAUAAGAUCAAAUCGCCCGGUCUGCAGAGCCAGCAACGUACGGUUGUUGUGCUCAAGGCUGUCGAGUCGACUUUGAAGGAACAAAACACUGCGCCUACGCCGACCGGAUACUUUGCCGCACUUCUCGCUCUACUCCAGAAUGCCAACAGCAGCGGCACCGUCAACACGGAGCUGGCCAUGCCGGCCAUCUACCUACUCGACGUCGUCACACCAUACACCCCCGAGGCGCUGCUGCGCUCCAAGUUCACCACGAUUCUCACGCUGCUGGCGCCGGUGCUGCUAAUGGCCGACGACGCGGAGCCACUGCUUCUUCGCACGUCGAUUGGCUGUCUAGAAUCGCUGCUGCUCGCGCAGGACGCCGCCGCGUGGGAGCUGUCGGUUGCGCAGGUUGGCCCGCGCCGCGCCGUCGCCGGCCUGCUCAACCUCGCACGGACGCCUCGACCCAAGAUCCGCAAGCGUGCCCAAGAUGCCCUCAAGCGUGUCUUGCGCAACCCGCCUCCGAGCCCGGCCCUCGACCACCCGGCCGCCGACAUGUGCGCCCAGACGGCGCUCAAGAGCCUCGAGGAGCUCGCGGCGGCGGCGAUGAGCGCCCGCAAAGGCAAAAAGGUCGCCGCCGCCGCGGCGCACGAUCCCGAGCUCAUCCACGCCCUGCAGCUCGUCAAGACGGUGGCGGCGGCGAGCGGCGGCUGGCCGAGUACAAAGAUUGAGUCGCUCUGCGAACUGCUCCUCAACAUCGCCAAGGCUGGCAACGAAUACAUGACCAUGGCUGCGUUCGAGAUUUUCGAAAUGAUUUUUGAGGGCAUGAGCGAGGAAGUGUCAUCAGCCAAGCUUCCCCGUCUCAUGGAAAUCAUUUCUGAGCUGCGACCGGCCGCCAACGACACACAACUGGUCCCGCCCUGGCUGGCCAUUCUUUCCCGAGGAUACGAUGUCUCUGCGCAGCUCGAGCCCGAAGAGACCUUUCAAAAGUUGCCAGAACUCUUCAAAAUGGUUGCACAGUUUCUAGAAUCACAGUCCGAAAACAUUCGCAUCUCCGCCUCGGAGUGCCUCAUCUCGUUCAUGGCCAACUGCGUUCCUCAGCAAGUCAUCGUCGAUCCUUCAAUAUACGACGAAAAGACACUCGAAAAGAUUGCCAAGACGGCCGAGUCUCUUUUGACUGUCCAAUUCCAGGCCGCCUGGCUUCAGACCUUCAAUGUCCUAGCCGCCAUGUUCCUGUCGCUGCGCUGGCGCGCCAACCCGAUUCUACUCAGUGUCACCGAGACUAUCGGCGAGAUUCGCGAAAACGCAUCGUUUCGCAACAAGAAGGAGGCUGACGAUGUAAUUGGUCAGGCAGUUCGCGCCAUGGGUCCCGAGGCCGUCCUUUCCGUGCUGCCGCUGAACCUGGUCAAGCCCGUCAAGGGCCAGGCCGGCCGCGCCUGGAUGCUUCCCAUCCUCCGUGACUACACCAGCAACACGAACCUUGCCCACUUCAAGCGCGAGAUGGUGCCCCUCAGUGAGGUCAUGUUCCAGCGCGUCCUCGAGCACGGCGACGCGCCCAAAACCAUGGAGGUCAAGAUUUACGAGACGAUCGUGCAGCAGGUGUGGUCCAUCCUGCCCGGCUACUGCGACCUGCCGCUUGACCUGGCGGAGGCAUUUGACCAGUCCUUUGCGGAAAUGCUCGCCAACCUCCUCUACAAGCAGACGGAGCUGCGCCUCGACGUCUGUCGCGCGCUCAAGACGCUCAUCGAGUCGAAUCAGGCGCUGGCGGCGAUUGCUGCCGACGAGGACGAUUUCCUGCUGCAGGCCCGCGUCGGUAAGGAGGCGGCGGCAGCCAACCUCACCCACCUCGGGCAGUACGCCGCCAACAUGCUCGCGGUGCUAUUCAACGUGUACACGCAGACCCUGCCGCAGAGUCGGGGACCCAUCCUGCAGACCGUCAACGCCUUUCUCAGCAUAACACCCAAUCAGGAGCUCAUGGACACGUUUGACCGCGUGAGCAAGAUGCUCGCCGCGGAGCUGGAAGCCCUCGGCACGGCCGAGAAGGAAAAGAAUGGCGGCCAGAAGGGCAAGGACCACAUGCCUUCGACCGCGCAGACACUCAUGGACCUAGUCAUCACCAUGUCGGCGUACCUGCCACGCGAGAGCUUCGCGACGCUUUUUGAGAUUGCCUCGCUCAUCAUCAACCGUGAUGACGAGCCGCAGUUGCAGAAGAAGGCGUAUAAGCUGAUUCCGCGCCUCGGCACGUCGGAGCGCGGCAAGGCCGCUCUUCAGGAGCGCAACGCCGCCCUGCAACAGCUUGUCGUUGCCAGCACCGACAAGGUGUCCGCGCCCGCGCGCCGCGACCGCCUCGCCGCCAUUUCCGCGCUCCUGCCGCACGUCCCCGACACGUCGCUGCACUUUAUCCCUUCGGUCCUCAGCGAAGUCGUCAUUUGCUGCAAGGAAAACAAUGAGCGCGCGCGCGAGGCCGCGUACGAGCUGCUCGUGCAAAUGGGCGCGCGCAUGGCGGCCGCCGACAACGCGCCGAUCGACAAUAAGCAGAUCCCGCACAUGCCUGACGACGCGCCUGCGGGCACCGCCAAUCUGGAAGAGUUCUUCACCAUGGUGAGCGCGGGGCUGGCGGGCAGCACGCCGCACAUGAUCUCCGCGAGCAUAACCGCCAUUAGCCGGCUGCUGUACGAAUACCGCGGCGCGCUGUCAGAGCAGACGCUGUCGGACCUGGUCCAGACCAUGGACCUCUUCUUGACGUCUAACAAUCGCGAGAUUGUCAAGAGCUGCCUGGGCUUCGUCAAGAUUUGCGUCAUCAGCCUGCCCGUGGAGCUGAUGCUGCCGCGGCUCGCCACGCUCGUGCCCAACCUUUUGGUCUGGAGCCACGAGCACAAGGGCCACUUCAAGGCCAAAGUCAAGCACAUUCUCGAGCGCAUGGUCCGCCGUUUCGGCUACGAUGCCGUCCACCAAAACUGCCCCGAGGCUGACCGCAAGCUCAUCACCAACAUUCGCAAGUCCAAGGAACGCGCCAAGAAGAGAAAGGAUGCCGCGCGCGCGGGUGCCGGAGCCGACGGCGACAGCGACGACGAUGACGAGGAGGAAGGAAACGGCAAGCAGCAGUUUGACACGGAAUACGACCGCGCCAUCUACAGCAGCGAGUCGGAAGGCGACGACGACGGCGAUGAUGAUGACGAAGCGGCGGCGCCCCGGCCAAAGAAGAAGACGCAAAAGGGCGGCAAGACAUAUAUUCUCGAAGACGAUGACGAGCCGCUGGAUCUGCUCGACAAGAAGGCGCUCGCCAACAUUUCCUCCACCAAGCCCUCCAAGACGCGGCAGCCGCAGAAAAAGUCCAAAGCCAAGCUCGACCUCGACGGCAAGCUCAUCCUCGGCCAAGACGACAAUGACGACGAAAACGCCAUGGAGAUUGACCAGCCCGAAGCAGGUAGUGGCGGUGUCGGCGCAUAUGUCGCCGCCAUCAAGGGCAAAGACGCCGCGCGGCGUGGGCGCGGCGGCAAGCUCAAGUUUUCGAACCGCCGCUCCCGGGACGACAACGACGGCGACGAUGACGAGGAUGGUGGUGUGCAGCUGGAUGAGAAAUCUGCCGCGGUGGUCAAGAGCCGCAUCAGCCCUGGCAAAGGAAGUCGCGGUGGUGGUGGUGGUGCUAGAGGAGGGAGAGGCAGCAGAGGCGGCGGCGGCGGAGGUCGAGGCGCCCGAUCGGGACGCGGCGGCAUCGCCAAUGGCCGGAGAGGUCUGGGCGUGGAAAAGAAGCACGGGCCGACGGGCGCAAACGGCAUCGCCAAAGGUCGACGAGGCGGCCGGAGCUAA